AUAUGAAACUACCUAGGGCCCAGGAAUCUACCAGCAUUCAUCUAUAACCGAUGGUACAAAGACCAGUGCUAAUCAACAAUCGUCUUGUGUGUACGGGAGUACUUCAUUGCGUCGCUGGACGGAACUUUUACCAACAGGCUGACGCUGAAGGGUCGAAAUUCAUUCGGACUUUGUUUGGACUAAAAUUGUUGCCGUUGAUUUUUAUACAUCAUUCUCGUAGUUACAAAAGUAAUUUGACACGUGAAUUAAUAGACACAGUGGAUUGCUAACAUCACCAUACUUUACAUAACUUAUAGCUGCCAUUUUUUCCUGAACUUUGAGAAGCAUAAAAGAAAAUUCUAACAAUGAGCCGGAACCCGUUCCGCAAGUCUGUGGGCUAUUACGAAGUUAUGGCUACGUCGUAUACAAGCAGUACAAACUCCGAUCAAGUGGAUUUAUAUCAACAACCAAAUCGGAUGGAAAAUACACAUACACAAGAAUCGCCAAGAAAUGUAGGAUUUAGCAAUCUUAAAGAGCAGCAUACCGAAAAAAAGAAAAAAUACCUGACGGCUAAGUAUGGGGCCCACCAAAUGUUUUUGAUAAAGAAGCGACUCGGUGUUGAGAUGUGGGUGUUUGAUGAACUCAGGAGAUUAUACAAUAGUGAGGCUGACGACCAUGAAUGUGAGCUAGAACUAGAAGAAAUAUUAAAUCUCGACACAGACAGAGAGAGACGGGAAUACGCAAUGAUGCAGUUGCAGAAUGCUAAGCAGCCCCCAGAGGAAGUAAAUAAAUUUGUAGAUGAGCUGUUGAUACGAGCCAAGACCUUAUAGCAAGCUGUGCUGUGGUACACCCCUGGUGUCUGGAAGUGCUCUGGUCUGCUCCUGAUAUACCUACAUGUACAUACACCUAGUGACUGUAGCAGAAGCCUGAAACUUCUGGAACUCUGAACAAACUUGUCUGGCAGCCAGUGAUUUAAAAAAAAAAUUUGACCCUUGUUUACAUUUGGUAGCCUACAUGUGCAUGAGAAAUAUUUCUGUGUGUUUUAGUCAAGGGUCAGAUGGUUGGUAUACAUAUAUAACCCUCAGCUGUUUCAAGUGAAACUUGUAUUUCUGCAUGCGCUUCAGUAUUGAGCCCUGCUUUGAUGGUGGACCAGCUGUAAUGGACAAUGGCAUUCUUAAUGAUGUGGAUAUAAAUAUAUGUAACAUUUCACUCAUUUAGUCAUAUUGGCUGAUUUAUGUAAUAUAUGUAUGUCUUUCUUUAGUUUGUUGAUUUUGUAAAAAAAAAAAAAAAAACCUCUUUGCUAAUAGGUUCAUUUCUAGAUGGCACUGUGACCAUUGAUAUUAAUCAUUGACGUCUGCUAGUUGAUUUAUGUCACUGACAUUGUCAGCUGCUGGUUGAUGUUUGUCACAGUGACCAUCAACAUUUAGCUACCCCAGGACCAGGCUGUUCUAACUCCAUUUUUACAUUUUUUUGUGGAUUUAUUCACCAUUUGGUUCUUAACCAGCUUAAACCUACCAUGAUACAAACCUACUAUGAUACAAACCUACCAUGAUAUCAUAAUAGAAAAAAAAUUGUUACUCAUAUCUCCUACCAUUAUUACACCAGUAAAGUACCCCUUCGAACUUAUAGAUGCAGGUGAAGUAGAGUUCACCUGUUUCCGUGACUACACCACGUGUAGGGAUAGUGUGUUCAUCACAAUGCUCAGCCGUCCUUACUUUUCCUAACAACUUCAGGUACUUAUUGACUUGAGCCCGUUUACCAAGUUCUUAAUAUAAAACAUGAAGUAAAACAGAACUAUGAAGUCUGGUGAAACAUUUAUAAAAACUUUGAGUUAGAACUGUCUGGUUCUGUGUAAGCUAUUUGUCACCUUUAACUGCUGACAGAUGAUCACAGACAUCUUGGUGACAACUGCUUUUUGAUGUUUGUUGAGCUAAAGCAAUCCCUGACACUACUGACACAAUUGAGCAAUCACUGUUUUGUUGACUGACUCAACACUUAUGCUGGGUUUUAUUUAUUAACUCUCUAUCUCUGUUGUGUAUAAUUCAGUUCCCUCAAUUUUUCUAUUGGUUGGCUGCUUACCGUGUUGUGUAGAAGAUGGUCGUUGUUUUGUUGGUCUACUGUCAAAGAUUUUUGUAGGUUGAUGUAUUAUCAUACCUGUUUGUCUUUACAUUGUUAGCAUAUAUUUAAUAGACAUGUUGAAUGAAAGGUUUUUUUUAAUUGUUACGCUUUUAAUAUUGGAAUCUUACAAUUAGUCUUGUGUGAGUUUAAUCUCUUUAUAAUUGUAUUUAAUCAGUGCUAGAGAGAUUAUGGUGAGAUGGUUACCAGAGUAAUCCUAGCUAGUACUGGACUAGACCAAACAUUUCUGAUAGCAUUGUAUCACACACACACACACACACACACAGUCCUGUAUGAUACAACACAUAUACACACAGUACAACACACACAGUCAUGUAUGGUACAUAACACAGAGUAAUGUACUGUACAUCACACAAAACUGGGUGCACACAUGCAGACAACACAACACAGAGACUAUCAUUGAAACAUAACCACCCCCAUUUUGCUCUCUCUCUCUACUGUGUGUUACUGUUGAAUGUUUCAAUGAUGAGUAGAUUAUUCUAACAUUACUAACAACCUGACAUUUCUGUUUAGCCUUGGCUCUCAUCUAGAAUGGAGCUGCUGUGAAUCCAUCUGAUGGAGACUGUUGGUUUGGUGUAGUUUUUGUGGUGUCUUCAGCCACGGAUGACCCUUAAUUCUAUUUAAGGGAUAUAAUUUUACCUCACUAGCUGUGACAAUCUCUUUUGCAUUUUGUGUCUAACAUAAGUUGUUUGAAAAGUUUGCCGUCAAAUUGUUUAAGGUUCAUGCUUGGAAAAGGCAGCUGAUAACGUCUAUUGCGGAUCCAGUCUUUAGACUGUUUGUGUCAGGUUUGUUAGGAUUAAAUGAGCCAGGUGUUUACAUGUGGCAUGGAAUAACAUACUUUUAUAUAUACCUUUUCAAAAGACAAAUUAUGAAUUAAAUUCAUUGCUGCUAUAAAGUUUAUGCUUAGAUCUGUUGGUUUUAUUUAAAUCCAAUAGUUGCUGGUUCUUUUAUUUAACUGAGGUAAAAGCCUCAAAUAUGUAUAUUCUGAUGUAUGUCUAUGUCUGUUCUCUAAUAUUUUUUUUUUGACAAGCAAGUGCCAAACUGGUCAAUUCUUAAUUUAAAAUAAAAGGGUGAGUGUAGGUGCAGUAGAGUUGGUUGUAUUGCCUCCAUGGACUUGUGUCACUAAAAUGCAUAUCAUAAGUGUAGGUGACUUGAAUGUUUCGGAGAUCUAGCAGCUGAAGCUUGAUGUGAAGAUGGUGGCUAGUCAGAGUACUUGAAUAUGGGUGUCGUAUAAGUUUUAGAGUGAAGAAUUAGUGUACAAUUUCUUGCUAAAAUAAUUGAGAUGAAUGUAGCACACACAUUUUUAAAUUCUACUUUAGCAGUAGCCAUUUCAUAUAUUAACUUGUAUGGGAUCACUAACCUCAGGUUGCUAAGGUAGUUGCUUGGACUAGUUCAACCUGGUCUAGCUGCCAUUUUUGACUCACUGUCAGCAACAUAAACUUCUUAUUCAAUCAAUAAAAAGAAUUAUUUCCUUGUUCACCAUGGAGCAGCUAGAAAAAGAUCUAGAUUACUACAGCCCUCUCUUAUCAAACUUCUCAGAAGUUGGCCUAAACUGCCAGUGCCACUUCCUUGUUGAGGAAUGCUUUUAUCUGCUGCCCUAGUAGAUCCUGGUUCUGGGAUUGUUUCUGUUGACACGCCCAUAGAAGGUGUGUACUAGUUUAGCGUGCCACCUGCCAGUAGCAGGUGUUGGAGCAUUGGAACCAUUCACUUUCUCAGUCCAUGCCAUGGUUAGGUGACCUCGCACUCAUAUUUUAGAUGAUUCACUGGGUGGUGCACAUUAGUUAACAACUUUUGUUGUCAGUUGUUUUAGUGAGCUGAUAGGGUAUAGCAGAUGUUUGUUUUCUGAUAGAUGAAAUAUCAGCAAAGAACAAACUGAAGGUUCUACUGUAGGGCCGGGGGGGGGGGGGGGG
Molecule: messenger RNA, 4025 nt
Organism: Physella acuta
Lineage: Eukaryota; Metazoa; Mollusca; Gastropoda; Physidae
Biological process (GO): regulation of phosphorylation
Cellular component (GO): cytoplasm
Molecular function (GO): protein serine/threonine phosphatase inhibitor activity
Source: RefSeq, a predicted model, not a curated record